CUCAUGUUACAGUGUUUGUGUAGAAUCCAUAUGUUACAAAAGUAUCCUAAAAGGAAAGACUGAUUUUUCUUCUGCCCAACAGCCUUCCCGCUCUACGGAGGACUGCAGGCUUGCUCCCAUAUCCCCCUGCGCUGGAUUCCCGCUCUACGAGGCUGCACCAGUGGUAUACACCCUGUUCUGGUGGUAUACUAUAUGUGCUUAUAUAUAUUUUUAUAUACUCAGUAUGUAAAAAUAUAUUAUAGACACAUAUACUUUUCAGGGUGGCACAUUCACACCAUAGGGGCAAAUGGGCAUUCUUCAGCUGGCUACGACUGGAGUGCUCAGAUAGCUAAUUUGCAAUAGAAGUUGCUGGAUGCAGAUAGCGAAGAGGAAAUGGUCAGACGGAGGUGGGAAACAAUCUCUAACAUCAUGGAGGCAAAAUGUGCUCUCAAGUACCUGAUAACUGAGCUCGUCUCAUCCAAAGUGACGGGCAGUAAACUGGAAAGCAGAAUAAGGCUCAUGUUGCUGAUCUACAAAAAAACAUCUUUGAGGAAAGGAAUCAGAUGGCAGAGAUGGAAACUGAGCAUCAGAGUCAGCUCAUGCAAUUGGAGCAACAUCAUCAGGAAAAGGAUGAAGAAAUAGAGAAAAUUAAGGAAUUAUGUGAAAAGAAUCAGCAACUGUUACAAGAGAAUGACAUGUAUAAACAGAAACUAGCCCUUCUUCACGUUGCAAGUGGGAAGAAGCUGCACAACAUCCUACCAGCAGCUGUAAUAUGCUCACCAGACUCUUCCUUCGACUUCAUCCCACCUAAGCCAAGAGGCAAAAGGCGGACAAAUGCAAAAACUUCUGCGGUUAUCCUAGAGGACCUGCUGUCUGAGUCUGAAUCUGAGGAGGAGGAAUGCGAUGAUAAAAACUGGGAACCUGGAUAUAAUUCAAAACAGAGCAAGAAACUGACAAGCAGGGAUGAAGGAAACCGUGAAGAUCAGUCUCUUGAAUCUGAGAACUCAAAGAUCGAUUACCCAGAUGUAACAGCUGGUGGGUCAUUCUUCACUCCACCCUGCGUGACACCUACUAAGAAGGUGCUGCGUGAGAUUAGCGACAUUGGUCAGGUUCUGUCUAUCAAGCUGCAAUGCAAGCCAAGCACUGCUUCAGCUUCUGCAUCUGUCAUGGAAUCUCAAGAGAACCAGACUUCCAUCCUGACGAAGAAGAAGAAAGUCUUGUGCAACAGCAACACCAGCUUCUUUUCUGGCUGCUCGGCAAUUACAGAGGAUAAAUAGAUCAUGCCUGUCUAUCUCGUCCUGCUGUUUCCAUGUUUAGUGCCAGCACUGCGUAAUGCUCUGACCAAUACAACCAUGCAGAUAUGCAUACCCAGGCAAGGCAGAUUUUGAUUGUCCAAUGCAGUCUUUGUUGGUAGCACAUGCUACGGACAGUUGAAACACACUUAGAAAUUAGCAAUUACAAAUUAAAUGUUAACUUGAUUUGUACAUGUGUUUUGUGUAGUGGGCAAGCCCUGUAUUUCUGUUUCUAUUCCCUAAGUGUAUUAAAACGUGUCUGUGUUUGGCCCUAUUUACAGUGUACACACUGUUAACACUGACUUUUUUUCUACUCGGAAGGCAAGGAGUCAAAUGUUGAAGUUUUAAAGCCAUCUUUGUUUUAAUUUAUGGCAACCAAAACAGCUAUUAGCCAAUUAACACUCCCUGCAUCGUCUUGGCAGUUUGGCUGGUGGCUGAUUCAUACAGGUUGUAAAGUCUUUGCCCAACAGGCAGCCUUGUCUUGGUCAGUAGUCUUUUAUCAUGGAUACCACUGAAACCUGUGCCUGCCAAAACUUGUAAGUGUCUAAGUCUUGUCUCUUCCUGUUCCUGUCCCCUUUUAUGUUGAAAUUUUAGUGUGAAUGAGUCCAAUGUGGCUAUUCAAAUAUUUUUGAUUAUUUUAUUGCUAAUAAAAUAUAUAAACAAA
This is a messenger RNA of Xenopus laevis (African clawed frog), 1935 nucleotides long. Its product is annotated as chromosome-associated kinesin KIF4-like. The transcript is spliced from 8 exons. The coding region runs from base 543 to 1256 and encodes 237 amino acids. NCBI's taxonomy places the organism in Eukaryota, Metazoa, Chordata, Amphibia, Anura, Pipidae. The record is from RefSeq and is a predicted model, not a curated record.